AUGUUCCCACCCCUUCCACAUAUCUUUGUACGUUGUGAUGUCCCAACAGCGCCCAAGAUAACGUGCAGGGUCGUUCCUAAGCAGAUUUCCUUGAUACGCCGUGAUCGACCGUACACAGGAAGUGCAUAUAAGGUGGCAUGCUCAACGCCGGGUUUUUCAGCGUCACUCCUUUCUCUGCAUCUUUCAGGACCUCUGGGCGACAUCACUCUCGGGAUGCUUUCUCUCUCCGACCCUCUAUCGCUAUAUGCGAUCCCGGCUAUGUGGUUCAUUAGUUAUUAUCCGGUCUUCGCUAGGUCAUACUUGAUAAGAACGACGACUGGUUUCAACAACGUCGCGCCGCGUUCGAACGUUGCUGGCCUCGAAAAAAACAAGAGCGUCUCUCCAGCGUUUGCAGCUCGUAUCGCGCGCAUGCAGGGUGCUCAUGAGGUGGGUUUAGCGCUAUACCGCGGUAGUGGAAGUACUUUCUACACUGUUAAUUCAGAAUGGUCUCGAGAACCUCCCUUUCUUUGGCCUCGCAGUAAUCGCAGGCAACGUCGCGAGGCUUGA
Messenger RNA from Cyclocybe aegerita, 546 nucleotides. The record is from the annotation of a GenBank genome assembly. Lineage: Eukaryota; Fungi; Basidiomycota; Agaricomycetes; Agaricales; Hemipholiotaceae.